This is a messenger RNA of Arabidopsis thaliana (thale cress), 948 nucleotides long. Its product is annotated as PSY3-like protein. The transcript has 2 exons. Lineage: Eukaryota; Viridiplantae; Streptophyta; Magnoliopsida; Brassicales; Brassicaceae. The coding region runs from base 99 to 314 and encodes 71 amino acids. Gene Ontology annotation, cellular component: extracellular region. The record is from RefSeq and is marked reviewed.
AACAAAGUCUUCGAGACUAAAGGCCGGUGUGAGACGUUUUGUGGCGUCUAUAAAUAUACAAGAGGUGAGAGAGAAAGAAAAAAAGAAAGAGUAAAACAAUGGGUUAUUCAUCAUCCUCAAGAAUUGGGUUAUGUUUGUUCCUCUUCUUCACAUUUGCUCUUCUCUCUUCUGCUCGCAUCAGUCUUUCAUUUUCAGAAAAUGAAAUGACGGUGGUGCCAGAACGGUCAUUGAUGGUGAGCACCAACGACUACAGUGACCCUACAGCUAACGGUAGACAUGAUCCACCCCGUGGAGGCAGAGGACGCAGACGUUAAGAGAGAGGAUAAUUUUCUUAAUUUUCCGACUCCUCUUGCAAGCUUGCAAAUAAUCUAUAUAUAUAGAAAACAGUAAAAGUAGUUUUAAAAACGAGUUAUAUAUGUGAUAUCAGAGUGUGUGUGUGUGUAAUAUAUAAUACUUCAUUUGCAUUUGUGUUCUCUACAUCGACUUCAACUUGUUAUUCUUACCUAGAUUAAUAUAUGUGCAGUGUGCUACAUGUAAUUUUAUGAAUAUUUGUUUUUGUUAAUGCCGGCAUAUUCCAAUCGAUUUUAUAUAUAGAAAUUGUUGUGUAUUGAAAAAUUGUUAAACAUCUACUUUUGAACCUACAAAAACAAAAAAACAUUUGAAUAAGAAUUGAUAUUGAUGUGUGUGAAAGCAUAGGUCUGCAAACAAAAGAAAGUGACAUAGAGCGACAAAAAUACGAAGAAAAUGGAUUUCGAUACGUUAAGUGAUGCUGCAUUGGCCAGAAGAAACAAACACGAGAUCGAAAGCUCAAACAAUAACCUAAGCCCAUCAAACAAGAUGAUAGUACUAUCUAACAAAAUUUGAUUUUUUGCAUUCAUUAUGUUAGCGUGUAAUCAGUAAUUCAGACAUAACCUUUGAUCUCCUAAUCAUGUAAUAGUUUUAUCUAAC